Messenger RNA from Eruca vesicaria subsp. sativa (arugula), 234 nucleotides. NCBI's taxonomy places the organism in Eukaryota, Viridiplantae, Streptophyta, Magnoliopsida, Brassicales, Brassicaceae. The record is from the annotation of a GenBank genome assembly.
AUGCUGAGAGCUGGACUCACGAGAAUCCUAUGUAAAUCUGACUCAGCAGUGCUGGUGAAAAUGCUCAAUGAAGACACUUCUUUGGCUGGUCUCUAUGGGAUCUUAGCUGAUAUUUCUUUCAAUUGGAUCUCUCGAAUGAAAAAUGUAGAAACUGAUAAGCUAAUAAAGCAGAUUCUAUCUGUUGAACUGAUCUUAGAGCAAGAUUAUUGGAGUGACUUAGAGAGAGGAGCUUAA